This is a messenger RNA of Raphanus sativus (radish), 2044 nucleotides long. RefSeq lists its product as uncharacterized. The record is from RefSeq and is a predicted model, not a curated record. The coding region runs from base 29 to 2020 and encodes 663 amino acids. Lineage: Eukaryota; Viridiplantae; Streptophyta; Magnoliopsida; Brassicales; Brassicaceae. The transcript has a single exon.
CUUUGAUACAACAUCCAAUCCACCACACAUGGAUACAAAAACAUCAAUGUACCAGCCCCUCAUUCACGAGCAUCUUCUUUUCUAUUCAGCUCGAUUUUUUAUAUCAACCACAUGUACUGGCUGCGACAGAAUUGACAAUUUCUACGGCGGCUAUUGUUGUAACGAACCUGACUGUUUUGUUUGGUUUCAUAAGGAGUGUGCAGAAGCUCCAUUGGAGAUCAACCAUCCUUCCCACCCUGAGCAUCCUAUCACGCUCACCAAAUUCAAUGAUAUAAAUGAUCCAGGAUAUUGUUAUUUAUGUGGACUUUAUAUGCCGUCUAGAGGGUUUAAUUGCUCUACAUGUGAGUUCAAGGUGGAUCUAGCUUGUGGGAUGAAACCUUGGCCGCCUAUUAUCGAACAUCCAUUAUGUCAUGACCAUCCAAUUAUCUUCAAGCGAUCUCAUAGUUCUUUUUGUGAGGUAUGCAAGGAUUUAAUUCAUAUACAAUCUUAUUCAUGUAUUAAAUGCGAUGUGUACUUCCAUGCAAAUUGCAUCCAACUUUCGAAAGAGUUGAAGCAUCCUUGUCAUAUUAAUCAUCCUCUCAAGUUAACCGCAUUAGAUACACUUACGAAUGACGCCGAGAAGACUUGUCUUCUAUGUUCUGAGACACCAAUAGAUGUAUGUUAUUUUUGUUCUAUUUGUAAUUUCACGACGUGUCUGACUUGUACAAAAAAUCCACCUCCCCUUGUCGUUGAGCAUACAAAAACCCACCAACAUCCACUUACUCGCUUAUCUAAAAGAAUUUCAUAUAUUUGUGAUGUUUGUGGGCUAAAAUGCAAGAAUGAGGAACAUCAUGGGUCUUAUAUAUGUCAUCAUUGUGAUUUUGUUAUCCACGGAAAAUGUAUUGGUUUUCCUCGUGUCAUUAAUAUCAAUCGUCAUGUUCAUCGCAUUUCUUUCACUCAACUUCUCGGCGCUGGUUAUUCCAAAUGUGGAGUUUGCCACCAAAGUAUAACUCAGUAUCAUGGGGCCUAUACUUGCUCUGUUUGCCCAAACUAUGCAGUUCAUUCAGACUGUGCAGUAAACGUAACUACUGUAUGGGAUGGAGUAGAGUUAGAGGGGAUUCCAGAUGAUACAAAAGAUCUUGCAGCAUACAAAGUUGUUGGUGAUGAUUUGAUAAACCAUGUUAGUCAUGUUAAACAUAAUUUAAAGCUCCACAAGGAUAAUUUUGUCCUUUAUGAUCAUAAGUGGAUGCGAUGUGAAGCAUGUAUAGAUCCAGUUGGAUUUGACUCCAUCUAUGUUUGUGAAGAGUGUUGUUUUAUUCUCCAUGAAAAGUGUGCUAAUCUUCCUAUGAAGAUAAAAUAUUUCUUUGACAUUAUUCCAUAUAUUUUGGAAUUUGAAAAUAUUACAGCUGCAAAGUACUGCUCGCUGUGUCAUACAUAUUCUGAUGGUUUUAAGUACUCAGCUGGAGCUAGAAGAAUGGAAGUAGAUGUCCGUUGUUGUUCUAUUUCUGAGCCGUUCGUCCAUGCAGGCCACUUACAUCCAUUAUAUUUUCUUUUUAAUUCCUAUUUGCUCAAAUGCAAUGCAUGUAUGAACGUUACCUAUAAGCAUGUGCUUCGUUGCGAUACUUGUAACUUUUACUUGUGUUUGUUUUGUGCUACUUUGCCUUUAAAGAUAUGGCAUAAGAAUGAUGAACACCCUCUCGCUUUAUGUUGUGGCAAAGAGGCGAGUUGCCAAAUUUGGUGCGAUAUUUGUGAAAGAAAAUCAGAUCCAAGUUUAUGGUUCUAUACAUGCUCUGAUUGUGGAGUCAUAUUUCAUGUUCGAUGUGUUGUUGGAGAUUUCUCACGUAUCAAUGUAGGAAGCACAAUUGAAUGUGGGAGAGCGGGAGAAAUAUUUGAGGCGGUUCCUAACAAUUACAAAACUCGACCAUUAUGCAGAAAAUGCCAUUCUCGAUGUAUGUCUUCUAUCAUCGUAAAAAAAAAGGGUGAAAACAAUGUAUACUUAUGUUCCCAGCAUUGUUUAAUGCUCAUAAGCUUAAGCCUUUAAAGUUAUACUGUAUUUGAUAAUGAA